Capronia epimyces CBS 606.96 is the source of this 267-nucleotide messenger RNA. RefSeq lists its product as uncharacterized. The transcript is spliced from 2 exons. The record is from RefSeq and is a predicted model, not a curated record. The coding region runs from base 1 to 267 and encodes 88 amino acids. Lineage: Eukaryota; Fungi; Ascomycota; Eurotiomycetes; Chaetothyriales; Herpotrichiellaceae.
AUGAACGGACCGAGUGAGUUCACGGUUAUAGGGAGCCUAAAGAGCUGGAGCGUGAUAGAUCAGGUUCACGAGAUCUCCGUGCCCACCUUGGUAUUGAACACCGAGUUUGAAGAGGCAAGGGAUAGCAACACCUGUGUGUACCCUUGUUUCUCCGGCAUCCCCAUGGUGAAGUUGUACACCUUCGCUGGCGCCAGUCACUGUACCAACCUUGAAAUCCCAGACAAAGAUAUGGCCGUCGUGGCGCAGUUCCUGCUCAGCCCUUCGUGA